Molecule: messenger RNA, 853 nt
Organism: Suillus paluster
Lineage: Eukaryota; Fungi; Basidiomycota; Agaricomycetes; Boletales; Suillaceae
Product: cytochrome b5-like heme/steroid binding domain-containing protein
Exons: 5
Coding region: 129-635 (168 amino acids)
Cellular component (GO): membrane; endomembrane system
Source: RefSeq, a predicted model, not a curated record
GGUAAGUAUCAGAUUCCAGACUCAGCCUCGGACAAGCCACGUCACUAUUCAGUAAGUUCAGCUAGUAAGCGGGUCGCAAGCCUCAAUAAUAUUAUUGAUUGACCCACCAUCCCGACGCCAACACCGUCAUGUCAGGAUACGCUCUUGACUUUGGCACCCCCGUCAAUACGGCUCUCCUCAUUUACAUUCUCUAUUCCGUGCAGAAGAUUGUUUUCCCUUCUACAUCCACACCCACCACAAUCCCAAACGAGUUCAAGCAUGGUUACUCAUGGAUGCCUAAGGCACACCCCCCGACUGUAUUGUUCCAGACAUAUACCCCGAAGACACUAGAACCCUUCAAUGGUCAGGACGGGGGUAGAAUUUUGCUCGCCAUCAACGGCAUUGUGUUCGACGUAACAGCAGGGAGGAACUUCUAUGGGCCAGAUGGCAUGUAUGGUAAUUUUGCGGGUCGUGACGCAUCUCGUGGCAUGGCCAAGCAGUCAUUCGAUUUAGACAUGCUAACGCCAAUUGACCAACCUCUCGACAAGCUCGAGGAUCUCCGACCAGACGAAAUCGAGAACAUGAAAGGCUGGAUCGAGCACUUCUCGAAUAAAUAUAUCGUCGGCGGAAGGCUUGUUGAAAACGAUGCUGUGUGAUUGAAUUUGUACCAUUUUGCUUGCGUUGAAUCAGUUCAUAAACUGCCUCGUAUCAACUAGUAUGCGCUUCGUCUACAACGCCAUGAUCCGUCUCCCACUUUCAUAAUUCUGCACGUAUCCUUCUCUGUAUAGUCGUCGGUCGAGGUUCUUUGUGUUAUCAUUUAUGUAUGUAUAGAUUCGGAUAACGUUAUUACCGAAAACGCGUUUAUUGAUCGCAU